AUGUCCUUCGCCGGCUACUUCUUCAUCCGCUCACCAACCCCCAUCCCCAAACCCCUCUUCACCAUCCCCCACAUCUUCUCCCGCCCCCCUCCUCCCCCUUCAUUCCCCUUCAUCCGCUCCUCCUUCGCCGCGAUAUCCAACUUCUUCAGGGACGCCCUCGCAAUCAUCCAGUUCUUCUGGCCUCUCUUCCUCGUCGUCUUCUGCAUCAGCUUGUUCGCCUGCUUCGUCCAGCAGCACAUCUUUGCCGUUCUCUCUUGGGCAGUUCAGAAUCUUGCAUAUCUUUCGCGACGCGUUCUGCCUCCUCUCUGGAAGAUUCUUGUCACGGCCGUUGAUCCCGUCAUCAAGAAGCUACCGUCGAACUGGAAUCCUUUCGGCAGCAAGAAACAGUCAGGUGGCAAAUCACGAUCUGGUGGGAAAAAGCUCAAGCGCAGUACGGCAUCAUAUCAACAAUGGACCUACUAG
Messenger RNA from Trichoderma reesei QM6a, 462 nucleotides. RefSeq lists its product as uncharacterized. The record is from RefSeq and is a predicted model, not a curated record. NCBI's taxonomy places the organism in Eukaryota, Fungi, Ascomycota, Sordariomycetes, Hypocreales, Hypocreaceae. The coding region runs from base 1 to 462 and encodes 153 amino acids. The transcript is spliced from 2 exons.